AUGCAAACUCAAGGAGAUCAUUCGGACCUGCUCUGCAAGCAGUAUGAGCCCAAGGAAGUCCGACAACGACUAGGCCUGGAGAAGUCAAACUUGGUUCGUUUUGGGUAUGAGCUGAGCAUCGCACCUCACUCUACUGUGUCACAACUUGUUCGGAAAUGUGAGACUCAGGAUGUUGACUCGGUGCACGAGUUCGAGAUCUUCUGCGAGGAAUACAUCCACGCAGAAACAUCCAAGGUGCCCCUAACACCAGACCAACAGGGGACCCUGCCCAUCAAGAAUCUGGAUCCGAGACUCUCGGAGCUGGCAGUGCAGCUUGGAAAUGACCCCAAGGAGCCUGAGGUGUUUCUUCCCAUCUCAUUAGACAACCCGAUGCGGGAGAGCGCAUGGAUCCAUUUGAUCCUGAAGACACCAGAGUUCCACACGCGCGCCGCAUUCUCGAGCAGGCGGCGCUCCGCAUACUACCGCAAGAAGGCCGAGAACAGUGGAAUGUUGUUCACCUCACAGCGCAAGUGCAAGCCUACGCCUAUUCGAUAA
Emericellopsis cladophorae is the source of this 534-nucleotide messenger RNA. RefSeq lists its product as uncharacterized. NCBI's taxonomy places the organism in Eukaryota, Fungi, Ascomycota, Sordariomycetes, Hypocreales, Bionectriaceae. The record is from RefSeq and is a predicted model, not a curated record. The coding region runs from base 1 to 534 and encodes 177 amino acids. The transcript is spliced from 2 exons.